AUGAGUCAUAGUUAUCUUCAUCCCUUUAAUGGUAAAUGGUUCGCUAAUCUUCCUUCCUUGCAUCAGCUAGACAUUUCAUGGAAUUCUAUAAAGGAUGAUUUACAAUUGUCUGGACUUUGGAACCUAACACGUUUAAACUUAAUAGGCAACUACUUCAAUUUUGUUCCAAACUUUUGUAAAGCAAAGUUAUACAAGUUAAAGACAUUACUUCUAUCUGACACUAAAUUGGGUACUUUAAAGCAUUUAAAAAACCAUACUCGAUGUUUAAAUGAACUGGAAAAUCUUUUUUUGAAUGGAAUAUCAGUACCAAACAUACCAAAUAAUGCCUUUUCUGAUAUUCCGUCUUUGAAAGACCUGAAGCUAAUGCAAUUGUCAACACAAAUGGAAAAGAUUGAUCCGCUUGCGUUUAACAGCUCUUCUCUCAAACAUCUAAGAUUUUCAAAAUGUAAUGGAUUCCUUUUCUUUCGAGGUUCUAUCAGUCAAGGACUAUUUGAUCCAGCAAAUAUUUUCAAAUACUGUCCAAAUAUCGAAGAUCUAGAUCUGUCUCACAACGUAUUAGAAUUUACACUUGAAAAGAUCAGAAAUAUGUUCACGCCAUUAAAAAAGUUGAAGGUGAUUCGGUUGCGAUUUCUUAAUUUGGCAACUAUGCCAAGUGAUUUCUUUUACCGUUUUCCAAAUCUUCAAGAAAUACACAUGGAUCAUAACAUACUUUUGCCAUGGAAAGACGGUAACUCUAUUUUUCAUGGGUUAACAAAUCUUAAAGAGCUGCAUUUACAAAACAAUAAAAUUGGGAUGAUAAAAUCUACAUCUUUACCAGCUAAUGUAACUAAAAGUCUCCGUAUAUUAUAUCUGACAAACAAUCACUUCAUUUGUACCUGUGAUCUCAUGUGGUUUAGAAAUUGGAUGAAAAAUACCCACGUUGAAAUAAUUGGAAAUGAAAAUUAUAGAUGUGAAGAUAGUUCGAGACUCAUAGAUUAUAAUCCAACUGAGAUUGAAUGUAGAAACCUCAUACUAAUCAGCACAACUGUCAUUGGAAGUAGUUUUUGUUUAUUCUUAUUCACUACUGUUCUCGUCUACUGUUGCAGAUGGCGUAUUCGAUUCCAAAUUUAUAAAAUGCGGUCACGAGCACGUUAUUAUCAGCAAGUUAAUGAAGAAGAUUUUAAAUAUAGUGCUUACGUUAUAUAUUGUUACGAGGACAUCAAAUGGGUCAAAACUAAUCUCAUACCUAAAAUGGAAGAAGAGAUAGGAGUUAAGCUAUGCAUUCCUCACAGGGAUUUUGAAGUAGGAAAAGUGUUUACUGACAAUAUUGUUGAUAACAUGAAUUCAAGUAAAACUGUCGUACCAAUACUUUCAAACAACUUCACUAAAAAUGAAUGGUGUUUAUUUCAACUUAAUGUAGCUCGUAGCAAGUUAUCAAAAGAUGGUACUGUGUCUAUAUUGCCAAUUAUGUUGGAAGAAAUUCAUUUUAAAAAUAUGAAUGCAGCUUUAUACUCCUUGAUAAAACUGUCAAGUUAUGCUGCAUGGAAUGAAGACGAAAAUGCUUUGGAACUUUUCUGGGAUCAGAUAAAAAGUCAUGUACAAUAA
This is a messenger RNA of Mytilus trossulus (common blue mussel), 1584 nucleotides long. Its product is annotated as toll-like receptor 13. Gene Ontology annotation, cellular component: plasma membrane. The record is from RefSeq and is a predicted model, not a curated record. The transcript has a single exon. Gene Ontology annotation, molecular function: transmembrane signaling receptor activity. Gene Ontology annotation, biological process: immune response; toll-like receptor signaling pathway; inflammatory response. NCBI's taxonomy places the organism in Eukaryota, Metazoa, Mollusca, Bivalvia, Mytilida, Mytilidae. The coding region runs from base 1 to 1584 and encodes 527 amino acids.